Messenger RNA from Frieseomelitta varia, 2187 nucleotides. RefSeq names its product D-2-hydroxyglutarate dehydrogenase, mitochondrial (gene D2hgdh). The transcript has 9 exons. Gene Ontology annotation, cellular component: mitochondrion. The record is from RefSeq and is a predicted model, not a curated record. Lineage: Eukaryota; Metazoa; Arthropoda; Insecta; Hymenoptera; Apidae. Gene Ontology annotation, molecular function: catalytic activity; FAD binding. The coding region runs from base 464 to 1996 and encodes 510 amino acids.
UGCUCAUAACCUUAAUAAUUUUGAUACACGUGUAAUGCGAAGCAUUUAAAUUUGAAUUUUUUUUGUUUAUUGCAACGUGAAACAUCAAUGAUAAAGUGUAACAGUGAAUGAAGUGGCAAAGAUUACUUUACAAUGGACAUAUAAAUACGUCGAACGAAUCAAAAUAAUUAAGAUGCGACAAUCAGAUGGUAAAGAAGAAACCUGUAUUCAUGCAUAAAUAUCAAAGUAUCGAUGAACUGAAAACAUACAUAUCAUCCAUCUUGAGUUUUGGACAGAAGGAACAAAAUGUCGUCCUACUAGUACCAUAAUUAGUAACAGGAUGAGGGGUUCAAAGAGAAAGAGGGAAUACAUCUCACUGAGCGGGAAAUACGAUUGAAGGCGGGUUGAUGGAAGAAAUAAGAGGAAGGGGGAAAGAAAAAUAAGAGAAGGGGAGAAGCGAUCGUACCAGGGGGCGGUUGACAACAUGGAUUUCGCCAUAAUGAACAUGAGUCCUCGUAUCCUGCUUCGGACAUUCCAGCGCAUCUCGGGAUUUCGAUUUGCCUCGACGAAACCGGCGUUCACGUCGGACAGGUACAACGUGAAAAGAGGCGCGUACGCGAGCAUUUCCAAUGAUCACGUGGCAUUCUUCAACGAGCUACUUGGACGGAACAGAGUCAUCGUGGAUGCGGAGGAAUGCGAAGGAUACAACAUAGAUUAUGCGAAUAUCGUCAGAGGGAAGAGCACGCUCGUGUUGAAACCGAAAACCACCGACGAAGUGUCUACCAUAUUAAAGUUUUGCAACGAGAAUCGGUUAGCCGUGUGCCCUCAGAGCGGUAACACGGGUCUUGUAGGCGGCAGCGUGCCGGUCUUCGACGAGAUCGUCAUUUCCAUGAAGUUCAUGAACAAAAUCAUCGAGACGAAUGAAUUGGCAGGGGUGUUGACCUGCGAAGCUGGUUGUGUGCUCGAAGAUCUGGAUAAUCAUUUAGGGACAGUAGGAUUAAUGAUGCCGAUUGAUCUUGGAGCGAAGGGUAGUUGCCUGAUCGGUGGUUGCGUGUCCACAAACGCCGGAGGUUUGAGGCUCCUUCGUUACGGUAAUCUUCAUGGAAACGUCCUAGGUCUCGAGGCCGUAAAAGCGAACGGAGAAGUGAUAGACUGUUUAAAUACGCUGAAGAAGAACAACACUGGCUACCAUUUGAAACACCUUUUCAUCGGGUCAGAGGGUACCUUGGGAAUCGUGACGAAAGUUGCGAUUCAAUGUCCACCGCUUCCUAAGGCCGUCAAUGUCGCCCUCUUAGGGUUAAACAGCUUCGAGAAAGUGUUGAAGGCGUUCCGUCUGGCGAAAAGCGAAUUAGCAGAGAUUCUGUCUUCGUUCGAGAUGAUGGACAAACGGUCGAUCGAUAUUUCUUUCACGACUUUCGGCAUGAAAAGUCCAUUAACAUCGAAAACCGACGGCCAUGAUUUUUAUGUAUUGCUGGAGACUUCCGGUAGCAACGUGAACCACGACGAAGAGAAGCUCGGAUCUUUUGUCGAGAAGGCGCUCGCUGAUGAUAUUAUCGAAGAUGGUACUCUUACUUCAGAUCCUACCAAAGUCAAACAUAUAUGGGCAUUGAGGGAACGCAUUAGCGAAGGAGUAUUGAAGGAGGGCUAUGUGUUUAAGUAUGAUAUUUCCAUACCUUUGUUGUCUUAUUACAAAGUAAUUGAGAUGAUUGAAGAACGAUUGCGCGAUCCACGUGUUAUAAGAAUUAGUGGUUACGGACAUCUAGGCGAUGGGAAUAUUCACGUACAAGUUUCAAUACCGUCAUACGAACCUGAUAUAGCAUCGCAGCUAGAACCCUUCAUUUUCGAAUAUGUGUCUAAGCUUCGUGGUAGCGUAAGUGCUGAACAUGGAAUAGGAUUCGUAAAAACGAAAUAUCUACACAUGAGUAGAACCUCUUCUGAAAUCAAACUCAUGCACCAACUGAAAAAAAUGAUGGAUCCAAAUGGGAUACUUAAUCCGUACAAAGUAUUAUAUCCAUAAAAAUAGGAUAUAUGUAUAAAAGAAUAUAUGUAUAAAUACAGUACAAUUGAAAUUUCAUAUGAAGUACAAGUAUUUAGCAUAAUGAAAUUAGCUAUGAUAAAUAUAGUACAAUUCUGUAUUCACAUUUAAAUUUAAGAAUAAAUAACAUACUAUUAAACAAAUGAAAUAAAUAUUAAGUGAAAGAACAUGAA